AUGAAGUUGAUGGUUCCGCUGAUUGAAAAAUCGUGUGACACUCUUGUGCUGAAACUUGGCGAAAUCGCUGAUUCGGGUGAGUUAAAAUUCUCUAUUACCUCCUUCCCUACAGAGUCGUCAAGCAAUUAGAGGUCUUUUGCAUCCAUUUCUAGCCAGAGAUGCGGUGCUUAUUCGAGAAAGAGUGUUCGAGAAGAGGUAGACUGUUUAACAGUCGCCUAUUUCAGAUUUGAGGUAGACUUUCAAAAAAGUCGGCUGCUUCGCGGCCAAACAAGGCACGUUCCGCUCGCCAAGAGGUCGACUUGUUGCAAGUCUAGAUUUUAGGGUACGUUCACCUCAGUCGAGCGCUUCCUUCCAAAUGUUACUGGGGCGACAGGCGUCAAGAGUAGCCUGCUUCCCGGCAGGCAUCGAAAUGGGGGCGGGGCGGGGGCCGGGUCGGAAAGGGGGACAAGGGGAUUUUCUCUUUCUCCCCCCCCCCUCCCCAUUUACGCCUGCCACGCAGCUCAGGUUAGGCGUCAAGCUAGUGCAUUCAACCGGGUUGGGUGCCCGAUAAAGCUAUACUCACGUUAUCCAUUGAUACUGUGUCAACCAGAAGCGUGUUGUUGGUUCUUGGGACAAAUCGGAAUUAACGGGUUAUUUUUUCACCUUCGUUACACAUUUGAAAAACAAAAACAAGGUUUGUAAACAAUGAGUAUCACUACAGCGUAGCCUGCAUGGCUGACUUCUUAGUGGGUGGGGGUUGGGGUGGACGAAAAGGAUUUAAGGAGCACGAGAACGUUAAAAUGUUAAAGGCCCAAGUACAAGUAGCCUCCCACACCAGUAGCCUGUUCCAGACGUUCAGGUUGUGGACAGAAUCGUGAAUUGAAGCCGUCCCCGCUAUCUGAACAGCUAAAACAGGCUACUUCAAUAGGGCCUUGUCACAUACCGACGUCAUGGAGGGUCAAAGUAUCAGAGAACUUUAGAAAUAAGUAGAAAUUACCAACACCAUAUCAAUAUUACGAUAUUUCUGUACAGAUCAAAGUGUAGACAUGCUGGAUUGGUUUAGUAAGCUGACCCUGGAGGUGAUAUUAUCUACAGCUUUUGGCUUGGAGGCGGAGGUCCAAAACGGUAAGGACAAUGAACUGCUAACAGAAGGGAAAAAAUUUUUUUCAACUCCACAAAUCAUUCGGCAGAUAAGCCGUUUGCCAUUUGGACCGGCUUUGCUCCGGUUUCUAGCAAUGCUGCGUCGACAAAGACCAGAGUAUUUUCAAGAAGUCGCCACAGAAAUCUUAAAAGCACGUCGCCAACAGGGAUUUUCAGGACGAAAAGACUUGUUAGAUCUCAUGAUGCAUGCUACUGAUGAAACAACGACGGAAGGGGUGAGCAGACUAUCAGAUGAAGAGGUAGUAGCUCAGUCUGUUGUCUUUCUUUUGGCGGGGUACGAAACUUCAAGCAACACAUUAGCUUUCACUCUGUACUACUUGGUUGUGAACCCAGAAAUGCAAGAGAAACUGAGAACACAGAUCAGAGAGGCCUUGGAGACCAACGCAAAGAAGGGAUGUCUUUACGAUAUUGUCAAGAAUAUUGAUUACCUCGACUGUGUUCUAAAGGAGUCCCAGCGUUUGUGUCCUCCCGCGGUCCAUGUCAACCGUGAAUGCCAUGAAGAUUUUGACCUUAGCGGAAUCCAUAUUCCUGCUGGAACCGAGGUUGUAAUUCCAGUCUAUGCCUUGCAUCAUGAUCCCGAUGCCUGGGAGGACCCGGAGAAGUUUGACCCCGAGAGAUUCCGAGGUGCAAGGAAAGACACCUACCAUCCCUUUCAGUUCCUACCCUUUGGGGGUGGGCCGCGAAAUUGUAUCGGUAUGAGGUUUGCCCUGCUGGAGAUCAAGAUCGCUCUCGUCAAAAUCUUGUCGAAGUACAAGUUCGUGCGGUCAGCCAAGACACAAGUUCCUCUGAUGUUACAUGCCGGUGGCGCUUUGAGUGCAAAAGGUGGCGUGCUGGUUAUAGUGGAGUCUUUAUUGUAA
Messenger RNA from Porites lobata, 1997 nucleotides. Lineage: Eukaryota; Metazoa; Cnidaria; Anthozoa; Scleractinia; Poritidae. The record is from the annotation of a GenBank genome assembly.